AUGCUCUCACGUGUUGUUGCAGUGAAGGCACCCCGCACACACAACCGUCGCCGCGUGACCGGAUCCAGCGGAAGGAGGAGGGAAGGAAGAGAGAGUGAGCGGCAGAGGCCCAACACGUCCCGACAUCACUUGUGUUCCGCGGUGCUGCUCCUACUUGUUGUCAUUGUUUGCGGUGGCAGUGGGACUGUGACUGCGGAAGCUGCGGGGAAGCCAUCCGAAACAAAGUUUGAAUGGAAGAACAUCAAGGAUGAGGGUAGUGGUGUAACUGUGGAGUCGUUGGGCGCUUCUGGCCUUCUAAAAGUGGGGAGUGACGUAUUUGUCGUUGCCGAGGCGCAGUGCAAAGAGACGAAGGAAGGUAAAGAUAACUUGUUUUUUGGCAUUUCGUCCCAACUUCUCACGAUGGAAACUACUGACAAGCCGGCGGAAGCGCUGACGGAUCCCAAAGCUAAGACACAAUUACUGGAGGAAGGCACUUCCACAGAGGUGAAGAAAGUAGAUGUGAGCCGACCAACAACAGUUGUGAAGGGAAAUGAUAUUUACAUGCUUGUUGGAAAAUACGGCCGGAAAGCUGCCACUGGUGUUCAGGAGAGAGAUGCAGUUGACUGUGGAUUUUUGCUGGUGAAAGGGGAAGUCGGUGGUGAAGAAAGUGGCGGUGGCAAAGGAAUCCAGUGGAGCGAUACCAAAAGUCCCCCGCAGACACAUUUAUGCGAGCAACACGAAUUUUUAACAGGACUGAUUGGCGGCGGUGGAUCGGGUGUUAAGAUGGAGGACGAUACGCUUGUGUUCCCAGUGGAAGGUACAAAGAAGAAGGAGAAUGAGGGCACUGAAGAGGAUGGAAAAACCGUUUCACUGAUCAUAUACACCUUGAGUACUGCGAGUUGGACGCUGUCGAAGGGGAUGACUGACGGUGGCUGCAGUGUUCCCUCCGUCGUGGAGUGGAAGGACAAAAAACUCAUCAUGAUGACUGCGUGUGGUGAUGGCCGCCGCAGGGUGUACGAGUCCGGUGACAAGGGGGA
This is a messenger RNA of Trypanosoma cruzi, 1016 nucleotides long. Its product is annotated as trans-sialidase, putative. The annotation marks the transcript as partial. The transcript has a single exon. Lineage: Eukaryota; Euglenozoa; Kinetoplastea; Trypanosomatida; Trypanosomatidae. The record is from RefSeq and is a predicted model, not a curated record.